This is a messenger RNA of Xyrichtys novacula (pearly razorfish), 3868 nucleotides long. Lineage: Eukaryota; Metazoa; Chordata; Actinopteri; Labriformes; Labridae. The record is from the annotation of a GenBank genome assembly.
AUGAUUAUUAAAAACCCGAAGGCAGAGGACGGUCCUCGAAGGUAUUACCCUGCGUCAGCCGCAACGUCAUUACGUUGUGUAACUUCCGGCAGACGCAAGGUCCGUUCCAUAAACAGUCCGCUGUUCUGGUUAAGAAGGCCAAAUAGCGACGGAGCGGUGAGUUAAAUUCCUUUAAAGUUGAUUAAAUCUGAUUGAAGCGAUAAUUCCUGGUAAAUCCGAUCUUUGAAACGCUGUCUGACAGAUGUGACCAUUACUCUGUUCGUAUGACUUUAUGUUGAUUCACCUCACGCGACCUCUGCUGAAAAGUCCUUGACAGCCUGUUAGCCUAGCUCAGUGCAGCAAUCAGAGCUGAUUUUAGACACACGUGUUAAUCAAUAAACAAGAAACUGUAAGCAAUAAACAGUAAAUAAUAAACAGUAAACAGUGGUGUUUAUACUGACUGAGAGCUCUGACAGCUUUCGCAGCUAACAGCCAACAUCAGGGUUAGCUUAGGUCAAGAACUCAAAUACCGGUAAGACACACACACAUACAGACACACAGAAGGUUAAUGUGAUGUUAGACUGCAUUCAGUUCAAUCAGUUUAGACACUGUUGUUAUUAAUACACAUAACAGGUGAUUAAAUCAGAGUUGUGUGUGUGUGUUUUCAGCUCAGAGACGUGAUGGCUGCUUUGCGUAUGCUGUACUCUGUGAGCAGACCAGGUAAACACAGACCACAGACCACACACAACUGACUAUAACAAUCAAACACACACACACACACACACACACACACACACACACACACACACACACACACACACACACACACACACACACUAUCAAUCCAUUCACACUUAAUUUGUAAAGCUUUUCUCAUUACUGUUAUUGAUCAGCUUUAUUCAUACAGGCUCUCUCUUUGAGAUGCAGGGUCUCAUUUUUAGGCAAGACCUGUCUUGAAUAAAUGUAACUGUUUCAAUGACCUUAAAGGGAUAUUUCGGCGUAAAAUUAAGUUAAGGUCAAACACAUUGUAACACUGAGUUAGACACCCCCUCCAGAACUGUUCUGAUAAUUAUUUGUGGCUAUAGAGUGGCUUUUUGGUUGAGCGUGUGGCUCUCUGUAUUGCUAUCUGCAGUCGUUUCUAAAGUUGGUAUAACUAGAAAAGCAUGCGGUUGGCAACAUUCAACUCGGUGUUACGGUGUGUUUGACCCUAACUUAAUUUUAUGCCGGAAUAUGCCCUUUAAAGUCAUUCUGAAAGAUACUGGGAGCAGAUACAGAGACUUUGAAAUGGUGAACUCUCAGUUUAAAAAUGAAUUAUUACUUAUUCUUCUAUAAAUAGUAGAUUGACAGACAAUCCCUUCGGGGAUAAAUCAAGUUCUUCUUCAAAACAUCAUGACACAUUAGACACAUAAACUAAUACCAUAAAUGACAUGAAACACACACACACAUUGUAUACAAACACAGAUUAGUGUUCUUCUAAGGUGUGUGUCUUUCUACCAAGUGUCAUACUUUGUUUUUACUUUGUUUUCAGGGUCUUUAGGGGUCACUCCGAUUCUGCUCAGGUCCUUCAGUGUGUCCUCACAGAGAGCAGGAUUCAGUGAGUAGCAUGCAUGCUCACACACACACACGCACGUGAACAUUUAUCAGGCUUAAAUCUCUCUAAGUUCCUCCUGUCAUGUUGCUAUGCGUUUCUGUGUUUGUGUGUAGAGUAUGUGAACGCUCAGGAGGUUUCCACAGACAUGAAGUCCAUCACAGACCGAGCUGCUCAGACUCUGCUGUGGACGGAGCUCUUCAGAGGUCAGAAAACACACACACACACACACACACACACACACACACACACACACACACACACACACACACACACACACACACACACUGAUAUACUGAUGUUGUGUUGAUGAAGAUGAACCUCAUAAAAAACAUCAUUCAAUGGUUGUUGUUUUUGGCAUUAUCUUUGUGUUAUUGUUGUUCUUGAUGUUGAUGUAAUUAUAAUUGUGUUACCUUUGUAUUGUUGCGAUCAGGUCUUGGUAUGACGAUGAGUUACCUGUUUAGAGAGCCCGCCACUAUUAACUACCCAUUUGAGAAAGGACCACUGUCACCUCGCUUCAGAGGAGAACAUGCUCUGCGCAGGUCGGAAACACAGACACAUAGACACGCAAACAGAUAGACACUGGAUUUGUGUAAGUCACCUGUAACAUUGUUUGUGAUGAUGUCACAUCAGGUAUCCUUCAGGUGAGGAGCGCUGCAUCGCCUGCAAGCUAUGUGAAGCUAUCUGUCCUGCACAGGUAUAAACACACACACACACAUGCACAAACACAAACACAGGUCUGAAUUUGUCUAAGUUUGCCUGUCUGAUGAGUUGUCUGUAUAAAGUUAGGGUGAGUAAAAGUCUGCUGCAGGCAGAGUAACACAAGUGUGUUGUACCUGUAGAAUAAUUUGCUUUCUGAGGGUCCAGCUAAGCUCUGAAAUGUCCCCAAACAGAACUUGGACUAUAACAUACAGCAAUAUUUGGAUCACAGUUUAAGUGAUGAGAACAAGGUGGUGGACCAAACCACUGUACAGAGGCUGAUGGUCCAGUGUUUUUAUUCCUGACCCAGUUUUUACCUACUCAGAGGGUCAUGUCUGUCAGCAACCUUUUUAAAAGCGUCACUCAAAAAAUACACUCAAUCAUUAAAUAAUAUAACCUGCCCCUGUUUGCGUGUGUGUUCAGGCCAUCACUAUAGAAGCAGAGACUCGGGCAGAUGGCAGCAGGAGGACAACUCGUUAUGACAUCGACAUGACCAAAUGCAUCUACUGCGGCUUCUGUCAGGAGGCAUGUCCUGUGGAUGCCAUCGUGGAGGUGAGUGUGUGUGUGUGCUAUUGAGCUGUUUCCUCCGAGGAUAAUAAUCUGACAGUAAACAGGAUCAGGUUUGGUUCCUGAGUGAAACAGAACAUCAUCUCAGACACAGUGCCCCUUCUGCAUGAGAGGACAGAUGUGUCCUCCCUCUGUCCUCUAAAGCAGUGGUUCUCAAGUCCAGUCCUCGAGGCCCACUGUCCUGCAUGUUUCGGAUCUUUCCCUGCUCCAACACACCUGAUUCAAAUGAUCAGCUCGUUAUCAAGCUCUCUAACGAGCUGAUCAUUUGAAUCAGGUGUGUUGGAGCAGGGAAACAUCUGAAACAUGCAGGACAGUGGGCCUUGAGGACUGGACUUGAGAACCACUGCUCUAGCGCAUAACUAAUUGAACCAUUUUUUGCCUGACUGUAACUGAGUCUGCUACACCCUCAAACAUGUAAAAGUGUUAACAGGUAGAGAAACCUGCAGGUAAUUUUAAGAUCAGGCUAAUUUUAGUCUAAAUCUAGUAAAUUAUUCCAGCACCUGAUAAUUUGUACAGCAGAGAGUUAAACUCAAAACAAGUGUCUCAGAUAUCUGAUGAGCUGUGAGAAUAUUCACUUAUUUGAUUUAUUUUACUCAUCUUUUUCAGUUUUUAACUAAUCAAUAAUAUUCGAUUCCUCUCUUUCUCUUUGUCCCUUUUGUCCCCUCUACCUGUUUUUAUUUCUGUCUCUUUGUCUCCUUGUAUCUGUCUUUUUGUUUCAUUUUCUCUUUUGUGUCUCCAUUCAAAUUCAAUUAUUUCUGCCUCUCUAUUUGUCUCUCUGGUUGUUUUUUCUCUUUAUCUUUCUGUAUUUCUGUCUUUCAAUCUCUGUAUUUCCUUGUCUCUUUGUCUCCAUAUGUUUCGCUUUGUCUCUUUGUAAUACUGUCUUUUUGUCUCUUUGUCUCCUAGGGUCCUAACUUCGAGUUUUCCACAGAGACACAUGAAGAGUUGCUCUAUAACAAAGAGAAGUUGCUCAACAACGGAGACAAGUGGGAGGCAGAGAUCGCUGCUAACAUACAGGCUGAUUACCUGUACCGAUAA